GAAGCUAUGUCUCCACACUGGAGACGCGCAUUGACAGACUCAAGGAGAAGCUCGAGGAUGCCAAGGCCAGGAAGCCAUCGGUCAUCGACAUGCCGGACGACGAUGCUCCAGCACGACGUCCGUCUUACCAAGUGCAGGAGCCGCCGACGCCCAAUGCGAGUAAAGCCAUGCGGCGGAGAGAAGUCAUUGCCAUUGACGAUCUGGUCAACGAUUUUGGCAUUCUGUCGGUCAAUGCGACCGCGCGAGACUUCUACGGCUUUACCAGCGCAAUGUCGUAUGCACGACUCAUAUUGGCCGCCUCCUCCAAGGAGCCUUUGCCAGAGGGCAUGACACAGCCGCUACCACCGCGCUACCAGGCGACAUCACUGGUUCAGCAUUAUCUGAACAACGUCUUCACUCUCCUGCCUGUAUUUGACGAAGCCAGCUUUUAUGCUUCCGUCGACAAUGUCUACUCUCGCCAUGUGCAUCAGGCAGAUCCGCUGGAUCACUACAUGGUGCGCAUGGUCCUUGCCAUUUCAAGUGCAUCUUCGUCAGAACAGCGCGGCGAUCAGCGAUACAUCGAAGCCAUUGGUCAUGUCUGUGAAGCUCUGAAGCACGCCGAGCAUGUGUUGCAUCCCGGCGAAAUUGCGAGCAUACAAGCGCUCGUCUUAUUGACCGAGUUUGCAAUGCUGGAUCCUCAUCAUUUCGACUCUUGGGGCCUGAUCGGAGCAGCGUCUCGAGCCAUGGUAGACCUCGGAUUGCAUCAAGAUCCUCCAAAGGGCACUCCAAUGCCAAAAGGGAAGCUUGAGCUGCGACGUCGAGUUUAUCAUUGCGUCUACAAUUUGGAUCGCUCGACCUCGCUCGUUCAGACAAGAGCCUUUUCCUUCUCUGAUGACAGCGCAAAAGUGAAGAUACCAUUCAACAAGCCCUCUUCUUCUGCAUCUACAUCGCCUGCGCCAACUUCCACUUCGCAAGGCCUCUGGCUACAGUCGUACGAGUACGCAGUGGAACUGAUCAACCUGCGCAAGCUCCAAUCCGAAUGGUACACCGAUCUCUUCCAGUCUGGUCGCACUCGGUGGGAGGAACCUUACCAUUAUCUAUGGAAUGCUUGCGACAAGAUGCGCCAAUGGUUCGACAAGCUUCCAUCAACAACAUCGCCUAGCAUGCGAGCAUUCUUCGAACUCGACCUACUUUAUUCUUGCGUCUACGUUUUGUCGCCAUCCCCACGGGUGCCAGUGGUUCAUCCUUUCGCACAAAAGCUCAUUUUCGAAUAUUCUAUUCGAUAUGCCGACCUCAUGCUCCGCCUGAUCAGUGAUCCAGCAUACGUGGCACCCCUGACAUUUUACGAUGCCAUGAGAGUCUACAUGACCGGAAGGCAAUUUCUGGACGUACUUCAGCACAAUACGGAAGGCUUACUGGCUGGCCAUGUUCCGCCUCAUCCCGAAGUUAAGCCGACAGCUUCGCCACCACCUCCAAUGCCAGUCAUUCCUUUGCCACCUGGGGAGACUGCUUUGAGGUUCAACACGAUUCGCAGCAUACAAUGCAUAAAGCAAAUCACUGAAUGCCUCUCGCGGUUUGGAAUUCGCUGGGGUUAUAUGAGGUGA
Pseudocercospora fijiensis CIRAD86 is the source of this 1583-nucleotide messenger RNA. RefSeq lists its product as uncharacterized. The record is from RefSeq and is a predicted model, not a curated record. The transcript has a single exon. NCBI's taxonomy places the organism in Eukaryota, Fungi, Ascomycota, Dothideomycetes, Mycosphaerellales, Mycosphaerellaceae. Gene Ontology annotation, biological process: positive regulation of transcription by RNA polymerase II; DNA-templated transcription. Bases 90 to 1583 code for a protein of 497 amino acids. Gene Ontology annotation, molecular function: DNA-binding transcription factor activity, RNA polymerase II-specific; sequence-specific DNA binding; zinc ion binding.